Molecule: messenger RNA, 1188 nt
Organism: Prunus mume (Japanese apricot)
Lineage: Eukaryota; Viridiplantae; Streptophyta; Magnoliopsida; Rosales; Rosaceae
Source: RefSeq, a predicted model, not a curated record
AUGCCGAAGCGCAAGAGAGCCGUCGUCACCCAGCCCCAACCUCCGCAAAUGCAAAAGCUUAGUUCAAUUUCAAGCACAGAUUUGGGUUUUCGUAGAGAAAAAUAUGUUUACAGAGAACGGUACGAAGAGGACGUUUGGACAGAGAUCGCCAAGUAUCUAGACGGAAAGGCACUGGUGAUGCUCGCAACGACAUGUCGUUGGUUCCACGGUCUGAUUAUGGAAGGGAGCAUAUGGAAGUACGCGUGCCUGCGUGAUCUUCAGGUCCCUGCUCCUCUCCACGUGGCAUUCAAUUGGAGGAAGCUCUACGUUUCAGCCUUCGAUGGAAGCCAUUCUUACAUGUUCCGCCAGAAGGAGAAGCAUAUUGACUGGAUGCGGAUUGGUGCAUUUUCCGUUGAAUCUUCAGAAGCACUCUUGACAGAAAGGCUGAGAAACCCAACGAAACUCCCAGAAGAAGAUACCAUGCAGAAAAUGUUGGAGGCCUGCGGCUAUUGUGUGCUGGAUAACGUUAAAGCUGGGAUAUGGAUAGCUGAUCUCCAACUUGUUCGAUGCCCCGUCUGCGAGCUCAAUACAUGUGAUGGAACAAUGCAGACACUGGAUGCAAGGCAUAUAGAAUUGUUCUUGCGCGAGGGGUACCAGGAUGGAAGCUGGGAAUACGAACUUAUCGGUUCCCAUGAUGUCAAAAAGCAUGUCGAUGGUGCUUCGGGGGCUAUUUUCGAUCUCAAACAUCUCAAUGACUCUCCAACAUCUGCAGUCUUUAAUCUCAAGUCAUGGGUUGGUAAACCGAACGACUGGCAACCAAAGGCUAUCAUUACUCUACAUUCAGUUGCAGUCAACACCAACUUACAGAAAAAUGAAGGACUUCAAGUCAAAUACCAAGUCAUGAGAGCUGGAGCUGGAGGUGAAGUUGUAUCUAUUAGAAUCUCUCAGCAGCUCCUGUAAAGUCCCAUCCCUCUGGUCUUAGCCAAAAGUGAAAACAUUCCCUUCUGAUAAACUGAUACCCAUAAAAAAAAAAAACAGAAAACAAACCCAUAUUGGGGUUCAUUAAACUAGUAAUUAGUAGCUUAAUUUCCUGUUUACUCCCCUUAAAAGGGAAAACAUGAAAGCUUUGAGAUAGUGUGGUCUUCCCUGUAGAAUUGAUAAAUACACGUGCUGUGCUACAAAUAUAAAUGUUAAUUUUAGUUGAUCUUA